AUGCCUCUCAAACAUACAGCAGCAACCACCAUCGCCCUCAUCAUUAUCAUUAUAAUCUCUAUCACUAUCUCACCAUCCUCAUCAUCACCUGAUUAUUAUGAAGAUCUACCGACUCCACAAGACAACCUUCCAUCAACGAAGCACGACCGCGCUCAGAGCACCGCGUCACCUCAUCACGACCAACAACAUCUGACCAUCCAACACGAUGAUGACCAUGAAAAUACGUCUCACGAUGAUUAUCAUGGCAAUGGCAGCCAUCACAACCAUGACCAGCACCAUGGCGAUCACCAACAUCACGGCAUUCACGUUGCCAGCAUCAAGUUUGAUUAUGUCAAACAACCGCUCAUUCUCAGCAUCUUCAUGAUUGUUGUUAUUGUUCAAAUAUCUUACUCUUGCGCGCACACAAGCGUUACAGAUGUAAGAUUGUUCAUGAACAUGCACGACAACACUUCCGUCAGAGUUUGUCUGGAACUGAGUUUCUAUAUAUCCAACGUGCAACUAGCAUUCAUGAGAUCUUGUUUAUCCGUUUGUACAUCGUCCUGUUUCCAUCACGCAAAUUUCUUGUCCAGUUGGAUGCCAGAAUCAUGGUUCGUUGACUGA
Helobdella robusta is the source of this 600-nucleotide messenger RNA. RefSeq lists its product as hypothetical. The coding region runs from base 1 to 600 and encodes 199 amino acids. The transcript has 3 exons. The record is from RefSeq and is a predicted model, not a curated record. NCBI's taxonomy places the organism in Eukaryota, Metazoa, Annelida, Clitellata, Rhynchobdellida, Glossiphoniidae.